AUGAUUAUUGAGGAAUUAAAUAAUAGAGAUGAUUCUGAGAUUUCUAACGCUUAAAGUAUUGAAUACACUUUCAGUGAGAAACUAAAGUUUACAGAUAUACUCACGAGAUCAUUGUCUCUUUAAAAGCGAUUAUCUGAGCUAGAUUAACCACAUAAGUUUACAAUUUAACCUAUAACUGGAAAUGAAUACGGGAUGAUUCUAAUUGAAUAGCCUAUAAUUCCAACUAUAUAAGAGCAGAGAUUAAUGGUAAAUGUAUGUAUGUUAUAGAGUUUAAGUGCUCUUAGAGGCUGUAUGAGAAUAGGGAUCGUUUCAAGAAUAAAAACUCAAGAAAGCAAAUUUGUCCUGAAAAAAUUUAAUAAUCAUGGGUGCUUUAUGUUUUCUUAAGAUGGGAUAAUCCUACAUGAUCAAGAUUAAAAAUAGAAUUUAAAAAAGAUAACUGAUUUCUCUUUGAUUCAAGGAGAUAUCUUACAUCUUGUUUAUGAAAGCCCAUCUAAGACUUUUUCAAUAGAAAACCAUAGUGCUAAUACAAUCCAUACUUUACAUAAUGUUGAUUUAGAUAAUAAAGAGAAUAUAGAUAUUAUAAAUAAUAUGGAUUAAUCCAGUAAUGAAGAAAUAGAUUAAAUUAAAUAGAAUAAUUAUGAUAAAAACUAUUCUUUUAUUUCAUCUGUUUCGGAUCAACAAAAAUUUUAAUAAAAAAAAAAUCAUGCAACUUAAAAAAACUAAGUCAUAGGAAAUAGAUAUUAAAUUACUGAAGAAGAGGAAGAGCUGGAUGAACAAAUCGAAACUUAUCAUUUUGCAUUUAUGAUGGGAAUAGGUCCAUCUAAAAUACAAAUAUUGUGA
Messenger RNA from Tetrahymena thermophila SB210, 840 nucleotides. RefSeq lists its product as hypothetical. NCBI's taxonomy places the organism in Eukaryota, Ciliophora, Oligohymenophorea, Hymenostomatida, Tetrahymenidae. The record is from RefSeq and is a predicted model, not a curated record. The transcript has a single exon.